ACAAAAAACAAGCUUAUCAGCAAGUAUACCUUUUUGUGUAUUUUUUUGUGCUCUUUCCGAUGGCGCAGUUAAUUUUUUCAAAUAUAUUUUUUGUUAGAUGUUUUCAGAAAACCCGGAGAAAAUCAUAUGGGAAAAAAUUUUAAAAAAACUACGCCUUCCGGUUUCCUGCGAAUUCCCGAAAAAUUAUGGCAGAUGUCGCCGCGGGACUUAUUUUAUUUGAGAGCCAACAAAAAAAUACGCAACUUCUCUCAUGGGCACAUUUGUCUAACAUUUAUAAUUUCGCCACAAAUUCAUCGCAAAUUUCAUGUUCAUGGUUCUGAUCAAAGAAACGAAAAAACUUUUUGGUAAAAGCACUUCUGGCGGCGAGAAAUUCGCCAUUAAAACUACCUGUGCAAUGAAUUUCCGAACUAUUUUUGCCUCCUCUUUCGAUUGGUGCAUUUAUUUUUACUAUCAGAAUGAUACUUGCCCAGAUAAUUAGCAUUUUUACCAUGGAAAAUUCCGGAAAACCCGGUUUUUCCUAAUUUAAAAAAAUUGAAGAACAACUACAUCUUUUUUUUUUCUUUUUUUUUUUCGGAAAGAUCACAUCAAAAUACACAAGAUCCACGUUGUUUCAUUCAAUUACAAAUUAAUGUAAGCUCGAAGGGGCUUUUUUUCGUUAUUUAAUUGGACUUACAGCCGAUUUAAUUCCCACUCGUAACUUCAAAAUCCUAUCACUCAAAAUUUUUUUUUAGUCGUGGACUUACUAUUUUGUUUUUGAACCGUAUUUUUUUUUUUUUUCGCAAGAUCACGCAAAUUUGAGUUUUUGAAAUUUCUAGUAUUUCUAUUUUUUUAAGGUAUGAAAUCAAUUCAAUCUUUAAAGGGCUAGUUUUAAAUUUUCUUAGUUUGUAAUAAUUGUUAAUAUCUUUAUACUAAAUUUGCACGUUUUAUAGAUUUUUAAGCUUUUGUAUGAUACUAUCAAGAUCAAGGAUGUCAAUAUUAAGACCAAAUAUUAAUAUAUUUUUUUUUGUCGUAAAAUUACUAAAAAGUAACGGAAAUUAAAGAUCUCCGAUAAACCAUAUCAAUUUUUUAUCUGUGAUUAUUCAAAUAUAUCUAAUUAAUAAUGUCAAGUACAACAGUCAGGCAUAUAAAUACAUGUUAGUGAAUAAAACAAAGUAUAUUAUUCGUUUACAUAUGGCCCGGGUAAGAAUAUAAAAUGGAUGUAAGGGUGAUAAUUUUAGUGUGUGUAUCUUUAACAGGAAUUGUAGCCAAUCCUGUUAAUGAAAAUGAAAAUAAAGUGGGUUGUUUGGUUUGCCAUCCCGUGGUAGAUAAUAAAAUAAAUGUCCAUUUGAUACCGCAUUCCCAUGAUGACGUGGGAUGGUUAAAGACAGUAGAACAGUAUUAUUAUGGCACGGACACCUAUACCAAACACGCUGGAGUUCAAUCUAUCAUAACAUCAGUGUACGAAGCAUUAUUAGAAAAUCCCGAUAGAAGGUUUAUGCAAGUUGAAACACAGUACUUCUGGCUAUGGUGGAAAGAUCAGAAUGAAGAUACCAGAAGCAAGUACAAAAAAUUAGUAGAGAACGGUCAAAUAGAGAUGGCCAAUGGAGCAUGGUCUAUGAACGAUGAAGCUUGUGCCAACUAUCAAUCAACCAUUGAUCAGUAUACUUGGGGGUUAAGGACCUUGAGCGACACUGUCGGAGACUGUGGAAGACCGAGAGUUGGUUGGCAAAUUGAUCCAUUCGGUCACAGUAGAGAACAGGCAUCACUGUUGUCCCAAUUUGGAUAUGAUGCUAUGAUUUUCGCUAGAUUGGAUCACGAUGAUAAGAUUCACAGAAUGAAGAAUAAAAGCAUGGAUUUUGCUUGGCAGGGAAGCCAAAACUUAGUCUUAUUAUAUGAACUAUACGAACUUUUCUCUUGCUUGCAUAUUUUGAAAUGUACAAACAGCUCUUCAAAUUCCAUUUCCUUUAGUCUCCUAGAGUGUCUUAUGUAUAAAACCACUGGGAAUUGUGUACAUACUGAACAUGAAGUGAAAACCUUUACCACACUUACUAAAAGUUAUGCAAAUUACUUUUCUACCAAUAAUAUCAUUAUUCCUAUGGGUGGCGACUUUCAAUUUGAAGCUGCUGAAAAAAAUUACAAUAAUAUGGACAAGUUUAUAAAGGCAUUCGAAGGAAAUUCUGAAAUAAACGUCAUCUAUUCAACGCCAUCUUGUUACAUAAAAGCUGUAAAUGACGCAAUUGAUACAGAGUUGACGCUAAAAACAGAUGAUUUUUUCCCGUACAGUAACAAUAAACAUUCAUUUUGGACUGGAUACUUUACCUCCAGGCCUAAUUCCAAAAGGUUUGAAAGAACUGGCCAUAAUAUUCUUCAAGCUACCAAACAGUUGUUCGCUCAAAAUUCCUUUCUUACUAAUAAAAUUUUUGAUGAAAACUUAAGAUAUUUGAGAGAAGUGAUGGGCAUAAUGCAACACCACGAUGCUAUCACUGGCACAGAGAAGCAACAUGUUGCUAAUGACUAUGUUAAAAGACUGACUAGAGGAAUUGAAUAUGCUGAAAAUGGAUUAGGUAAAAUUGUCGAUGAAUUACUGGGAAACGAUUUGAAUCUAGAUCUUACCUCAUGUCUUCUGAGCAACAUUAGUAUAUGUACGGUGUCUCAGUCUGCAGAUCAAUUUAUUACAGUUGUUUACAAUCCCUUAGCAUGGGAAAUCACUCACUACGUUAGGCUACCAGUAGAAGAAGGAACAUAUGAAGUAAAUGGAGGUGAUAUACCUCACGAUUUAAUACCAACUAUAAACGAUUUUAACUACGUUGUACUAAAAGAAGGUACACCAAGCGCAUAUGAACUAGUAUUUGCAGCUAAAGAACUACCUCCACUGGGUCUUAAAAUUUACCACGUCAAGAAAACAUCUGAUAAACUAUCAGAAGAUAAAUCAACCGAUACAUUCAAAUCAAAAGCUUUUAAAAUUGGUAACAACAACCUUUUGGCUUCCGUUACCCUAAAUGGCAAUAAUUAUGGUCUUACUCAAAAUUUUAAAUAUUACUUCAGUGAAACUGGAGAAGAUGAUUAUUCGUUUAUUGCUUCUGGAGCUUAUAUUUUUAGGCCUACUAAGGAAGAACCUGAAUCUCUUGAUAACAUUGAAAUUACUUACAGUAUUAAUGGUAAUGUUGUGGAUGAAGUCCAUCAGAAGUGGACUGAAGGUGCUGUGGACAUACUCCAGAUUAUUAGGUGGUACCAUGAUGAGGAUUAUUUGGAAUUUGACUGGAUCGUUGGUAAUAUUGAUGUUACAAAGGUUCGACAAGGCAAGGAAAUCAUCACCAAAUUUACCGUAACUGACGAUUUUAACAAUGGUAACAACUUCUACACAGAUUCAAACGGUAGAGAAAUGUUAAAAAGAACUAAAAACAGUAGACCGGAUUACAGUUAUAACGCAACUAUUGAGCCUGUUGCUGGAAAUUAUUACCCGGUAACUUCUAAAAUAGUUAUGAAAGAUGACAGUAAAGACAUAGAAAUUGCUGUAUUGACCGAUAGAUCGCAAGGUGGAUCUAGUUUGAAAACCAAUGAAUUAGAAUUGAUGGUACAUAGAAGACUUUUAAAAGAUGAUGGCAAAGGAGUUGGGGAGAGUUUAAACGAAGUAGAAUUUCAGAGGGGAAUCUAUGUUAGAGGAUCUCACUAUUUGAUAGUAGGAAAGGCUAGCGGUUCCAAUGCUAAUGGUAAAACAACAGCUGCUUUGGAACGUAUUUUGGCCCAAAAGAAACUGGUCCAGCCCUGGAUAGGGGUCGCUGAAACUGAUAAAUCGUAUGAUGAAUUGAAAGAAGAUGCCAAAUUAACAUAUGAAGGCUUAGAAUCAUCCCUUCCAGAAAAUGUAAAUAUUCUGACGUUUGAACCAUGGACAGAAAAGGAAUAUCUUUUAAGGUUGGAACACAUCAUGGAGAAGAAUGAUGAUGUUAACUUAUCAAAAUCAGUUACUGUAGAUAUUGCUGUAAGUAAAUUUAGGGAAUUUUAUAUUGAACAAUCCGAAUUUUCCAUUAGCAAUUGUAGUGCUGAUAAUCAUUUUUUGAAAGCAUGCUUAUGGUCCCUGUCUCUUUUUUUCGACAGUUUCACUCUUUUAAAUCUAGGCCUUUCCAAUUCUGAUUUGACAUUGGAUAAUAACAAAAAUCACAUGAGGAGGAAUCUGGGGUAUAGGAAUGCUUUCAAACAUUUUGCCAUAGAAAAAAUGACCGAAACUACUUUAGCAGCUAACGAAUUAUUAGCACAUUACCAGAGAAGAAAGAAGUACACCUGGAAAACGAACAAACCUCAAGUUUCUAAAACAUUGAUAACAGGCGAAGCUGAUGAUGAUGAUGCUCUAGCACCUAUCUCACUUAAACCCAUGCAGAUUAGGACAUUUAUUGUUAAAUUAACGAACAAGCAAGAUAUUCCAGUAGAUGAUUUUGGAGUCAUGUUGAAACCAGUAACGUCGAUAAUAAUUUUAAUAGCUAUCCUAGCAUAUCUUUUAUAAAUAACUAAAAAUAUAUUGUGGACAUUGUUUUAAAAAUACAGAUUUUUUAAAUUUU
This is a messenger RNA of Psylliodes chrysocephalus, 4532 nucleotides long. The record is from the annotation of a GenBank genome assembly. NCBI's taxonomy places the organism in Eukaryota, Metazoa, Arthropoda, Insecta, Coleoptera, Chrysomelidae.